UCUCUCUCCCUCCUUAUAAGUAAUAAAAAUAAAAUAAAAAUAAGUAAAUAAAUGAACAUUGCUGAUUUCAUAUGAUGAUAAUAAAGCAGUGAAUGAUGAUUCUUCCUUCAUUGUCCUCUCUAUCCUUCUUCUACAUCUUCUUCUCUUACUCUUUCUGCAAUAACAACAGCAUCACCAAUCCCUUCAAGCCGGCCAAAACCCCAUUAGCCAAACGUUAAUUUUUUUUCUCUUCAACACUCUCUUUUAGAUAAUCACAUAUUCAAUUUCAUUGCCCAGCAUAAAAAAAUAAGAAAAUUUAUAAAAAAAAUGAUCUUUUUGUGAAUUUCGACCCGAUUGGUCACCGACGGGUUUCGAUCUUCUCCGUGCCAAAGUUGCAAUCUUUUGGACUUUUGGCGAGGUGGGUCGAUCCGAUUUCGUUCAAUAAUUGUGGGUUUGAUCUGGAAAAGGAAAAGAGGAGGAAUUGGGUUAUUUCCGAUUCAAGAUUUUGUGUCCUUUUUUGAAAUGGUCUAUUUCCAUAGCUCGAUCUCUAUCUGCAAGUCCGUUGAUCAAUCAUCUUCCAUGGCGAAUUCAAUUUGUUCUGCGGAUUUUGGUUCGAAAUCAAGGCAAAUCAAUCAUCUUCAGAAGAAUCGGAGAACCCCCAAUUCAUCAUCGUCAGCAUCAUCGAAUUCCCUUCAGAUUCCUCCCUGCGAUCGAUCUCGAUCGGCCAUGGUUGAUGUUGUGAUGUUCAUUGCUGUUGUCUGUGCCUGUGGCUUUUUGUUCUUUCCUUACUUGGAAUUUUUGGUGACUAAGUGCUAUGACGGGGUUAAGGUUGUCGUGUUUUUGGUUAAGGAAGAGGUUUCGGUUGCACCUUGGAUCUAUGUUUCCAUAGGUUUGAGUGUUGUGUGCGCUGCAUUGGCCACGUGGGGUGUGGUGGCUUGCACCAGUAGGAGGUGUGGGAAUCCCAAUUGCAAGGGUCUGAGGAAGGCUGCUGAGUUUGACAUUCAGUUGGAGACUGAAGAUUGUGUGAAGAAUUCUGCUUCUUCCUCCGUGAAUUCUGCAAAAGAGAGUGGUGGCAGUGGUGGUGUGAAGAAGGGUCUCUUUGAAUUGCCCCGUGAUCAUCAUAGGGAGCUGGAGGCUGAGCUCAAGAAGAUGGCACCGCCUAAUGGAAGGGCUGUGCUUGUGCUACGAGCAAGGUGUGGAUGUUCUGUCGGAAGGUUAGAGGUGCCAGGACCUAGGAAGCAUCAUCGAAAGAUCAAGAAGUAGCAGCAGCUGCAUCAAUCCUGUUCCAGUAGGAACAGGAGAGGAGAGGACACCCUUUUGAUUUAUUGGAAGGAAGGAAGGAAAGGGAUAAGUGGAUCAACCAGAGAAUGUGUACUUGUUGUCCUUGUGUUCAUUGAUCUUGUAGGAAUUUAGGAUGUCUUUAAAUAAGCCCCUUGGCAAUAAGUUGUAAGGAACUAUGGGUCAUACACAAUUAGUUGGUUAUACCUGGAAAUACAAAAAAACAUUUUUAUUUUAAUUUA
This is a messenger RNA of Vigna unguiculata (cowpea), 1499 nucleotides long. RefSeq lists its product as uncharacterized. Lineage: Eukaryota; Viridiplantae; Streptophyta; Magnoliopsida; Fabales; Fabaceae. The record is from RefSeq and is a predicted model, not a curated record.